Parasteatoda tepidariorum (common house spider) is the source of this 750-nucleotide messenger RNA. NCBI's taxonomy places the organism in Eukaryota, Metazoa, Arthropoda, Arachnida, Araneae, Theridiidae. The record is from RefSeq and is a predicted model, not a curated record.
AUGCACAGGAAAGUAUUUUCAAUCAAACUACUCAGCCUUUAUCACAAUACUCUGCAACAGAUGAUAACGAGAGCAGAUCUGAAGAAAAAGAAUUACCUGCUAAUAAAUUAGAACUUUCAGACACCCAGGAAAGCAUUUUCAAUCAAAUUACUCAGCCCUUAUUACAAUACUCUGUUACGGAUGAUAACGAGAGCAGAGCUGAAGAAAAAGAAUUACCGUCUAAUAAAUUAGAAGUUUCAGACACACAGGAUAGUAUUUUCAAUGAAAAUACUCAGAUCCUAUUACGAAACUCUGUAACGGAUGAUCAAAGGAUCAGAGCUGAAGAAAAAGAAUUACCUGCUAGUAAAGUAAACCUUUCAGAUACAGAGAAAAGCGUUUCCGAUGAAAUUACUCAGCCCCUAUUACAAUACUCUGUAACUAGUGUUAACGAGAACAUAACUGAAGAAAAAGCUUUACCUGCUAAAAAAUUAGAAUUUUCAGUUACCCAGAAACAUGGCUUAGAGACGAGUAUAAAUUCACAAAGGAAAGGAACUAGUGAGAGUGAUGAAGAUGAUUCUAUGACUCUUUUUGGUUCUGGUGAUUUAUUUCCUGGUGGUGAUUCUGAAAUUUCUUUUCAAGAAGAUGUUGUAUCUCAAUCUCCCAAAAAUUGUGAUAUUCAGGAACAUAGUUUAGAGAUGAGUGAUAGUGGUACAAAUUUACAAGAAAAAGAAAUUUUUGAGAGUUUUGAAGAUAAUUCUGUCACAGUUUCUG